Molecule: messenger RNA, 2499 nt
Organism: Spodoptera littoralis (African cotton leafworm)
Lineage: Eukaryota; Metazoa; Arthropoda; Insecta; Lepidoptera; Noctuidae
Source: the annotation of a GenBank genome assembly
AUGGCGGACUUAAAAUCGCCGCCGUUUAGUGAUAUCAAAAGACCUGAAGAAGUGGUCAGGAUGACGACGAACGAUAGCCUGAAAUUCGCUGUUCUUAUCGGGCUGAUUGAAGUCGGACAGGUGACCAACCGGGAGGUGGUGAACACCGUCCUGCAUCUGCUCGUGGGCGGCGAGUUCGACAUGGAGCUGAAUUUCGUGAUACAGGACGCGCAGAAUAUUCAGCACAUGUUGGAACUGCUCGACCACUGCCCACCAAGCUUACAGGCGGAAAUAUGGUCGGUGUUCAUCGCAAUAUUGCGCAAGAGUGUGCGUAACCUUCAAGCCUGUACAGACGUUGGCCUCAUACACCAUGUGCUGCAGAGGCUACCGCGCGCUGAGACAGUCGUCGCUGACCUUCUCAUCGAGAUGCUGGGCGUGCUGGCCAGCUACAGUGUCACAGUCAAAGAGCUCAAACAGCUGUUUAGUGCCAUGAAAGCGGUCAACGGAAAAUGGCCGAGGCAUUCUGCGAAGCUACUGAACGUGCUCCGGCAGAUGCCGCACCGGAACGGGCCGGACGUGUUCUUCAGCUUCCCCGGACGGAAAGGAUCGGCCGUGGUGCUGCCGCCGCUCGCCAGGUGGCCCUACGAGAACGGAUUCACCUUCACCACAUGGUUUCGACUGGACCCCAUCAACUCUGUCAACAUUGAAAGAGAAAAGCCAUAUCUAUACUGCUUCAAGACGAGUAAAGGUGUAGGCUACACGGCGCACUUCGUCGGCAACUGUUUGGUUCUCACAUCCAUGAAGGUGCGAGGCAAAGGAUUCCAACAUUGUGUCAAAUAUGAAUUUCAACCAAGAAGAUGGUACGCGAUAGCAGUGGUGUACAUAUACAACAGAUGGACAAAGAGUGAGAUCAAAUGCUUGGUGAAUGGACAGCUAGCGUCCAGCACGGAAAUGGCGUGGUUCGUCUCCACUAAUGACCCCUUCGACAAAUGCUACAUCGGUGCGACAGCAGAACUGGAUGAGGAGCGAGUGUUCUGCGGGCAGAUGGCCGCCAUCUAUCUGUUCGGAGAGGCUCUGACCACGCACCAGAUCUGCGCCAUGCACAGGCUGGGGCCCGGGUAUAAGAGUCAGUUCCGUUUCGACAACGAAUGCAACAUCAGUUUGCCGGAGAACCACAAAAGGAUGUUGGUAGAUGAACUGUCGACGUGUCAUACGUGGUUCACUGCCAUCACUGCUGAGGUCCUCUACGAUGGCAAGCUGUCAUCCGCCAUAGUGUUCAUGUACAACCCGGUGGCCACAGACGGACAGUUGUGUCUGCAGUCAGCUCCUAAAGGAAACGUCUCGUAUUUUGUACAUACGCCACAUGCGCUGAUGCUCCAGGAGGUGAAGGCAGUAGUGACACACUCGAUACACAGCGCAUUAAAUUCCAUCGGCGGGGUGCAGGUUCUGUUCCCCCUGUUCGCACAGUUGGACCUCCCGCACGACGCGCCCGCCACAGACCCCAAGAGAGACCCCAUGCUAUGCUCAAAGCUGCUGGGGUUCGUGUGCUCGCUGGUGGAGUCGUGCAGCACGGUGCAGCAGCACAUGCUGCAGUGCCGCGGGUUCCUGGUCAUCUCUCACAUGCUGCAGCGCUGCAGCCGCGACCACCUGACGCCCGACACGCUCGCCUCCUUCCUGCACCUCACCAAGCACCUCGUCACCUGCUGCUCUCCUAACUCCGACCUGCUGCUCAAACAGCUGUUGGACCACAUUCUGUUCAACCCGGCGCUGUGGAUCCACACGCCGGCCGCGGUGCAGGCGCGCCUGUACUGCUACCUGGCCACCGACUUCCUCGCGGACGCGCACAUAUACGGCAGCGUCAGGCGCGUCAGCACUGUGCUGCAGACUGUGCACACGCUCAAGUUCUACUACUGGGUUGUGAACCCGAGGGCCAAGAGCGGCAUCACGCCUAAAGGAUUAGAGGGACCUCGGCCAGCCCACAAGGAUAUCCUCACAAUCAGGGCGUACAUACUAUUGUUCUUGAAACAAUUGAUCAUGAUUGGCAACGGAGUCAAGGAAGAUGAGUUACAGUCGAUACUCAAUUAUCUCACAACUAUGCACGAGGAUGAGAAUUUACACGACGUCUUACAAAUGUUAAUAUCACUGAUGUCGGAACAUCCCAGCUCGAUGGUGCCCGCGUUCGAUGCCAAGGGUGGAGUGAGGACAAUAUUCAAACUACUUUCAUCAGAAAGUCAACUGAUCAGACUGCAGGCGUUGAAACUGCUUGGAUUUUUCCUAAGUAGAAGCACGCAUAAACGUAAGUACGACGUGAUGUCUCCGCACAACCUGUACACGCUGCUGGCGACGCGGCUGGGCGCCAGCGGCGAGGGCCUGGCGCUGCCCGUGUACAACGCGCUGUACGAGCUGCUCACCGAGCACGUCGGCCAGCAGAUACUCUACACCAGCCAUCCGGAGCCACAGCCACACUUCCGCCUGGAGAACCCCAGAGUGGCUAAUAGCCAUGGCGUACAUCCACCCUAA